AUGGAGAGCCCUUUGCUCACCCAAGACAAGAAAGAGGAAGAGGACCUCACAAAAUCCGCCAUGGCUGCAUUUCGUGCCAAGGAAGAUGAAAUCGAGAAGAAGAAAACCGAGAUGAGAGGCAAGAUCGAAGCUCAGUUGGGACGUGUUGAGGAAGAAGCCAAGCGCCUCGCUGUAAUUCAUGCUGAGCUCGAUGCUGUUAAUGAUCCGAUGAGGAAAGAAGCUGAAGCCAUCUGCAAGAAGAUCGACAUUAUUACUCGAGACUUGAAAUCUUUGGGCUUGCACUGUCAGAAGAAGGAAAAAGAGUAUAAAGAAGCCGUUGAGGCUUUGAAUGAGAAGAACCAGGAAAAGACUCAGCUGGUUGCCAAAUUAGUUGAGUUGGUGACUGAAAGUGAGGAAUUGAGGCUGAAGAAAUUGGAAGAGCUUUGCAAUGAUAUAUAG
This is a messenger RNA of Striga hermonthica, 438 nucleotides long. Lineage: Eukaryota; Viridiplantae; Streptophyta; Magnoliopsida; Lamiales; Orobanchaceae. The record is from the annotation of a GenBank genome assembly.